AUGUCUGACACAGAGAGAUUAUAUGAUUACAAUAUGGAUAUAUGGCUGAGGAAUUGUGAGGAGGAGAUUCAGGAACCAAUUCGUGGAGAAGUGAAGGGUAAACUUCCCUCGUGGCUCCAAGGUACACUCAUCAGGAAUGGUCCGGGACGUAAUAAAAUCGGGGAUUGUGAAUAUGAACACGUUUUUGACGGACUGGCUUUAUUACACAGGUUCGAUAUAUCGGAGGGUGAAGUUACUUAUCAGUGUAAAUUCGUCAAGUCUGAGACAUACAAAAAGAAUAUGACGGCGAAUCGCAUCGUUGUCACAGAAUUCGGCACGACAGCAGUACCGGACCCUUGUAGGAGUAUUUUUGACCGUAUAUCCUCAACAUUUAAAUUGAAUCUGGACAGGACAGAUAACACCGCGGUAUCUGUUUAUCCGUUUGGAGAUCAAAUUUAUGCGAUGACUGAAGUACCCGUUAUUUAUGAAAUAGAUCCCAGAAACUUAGAAACUGUUGGCAAGAAAGAAAUAGAGAGCUCUUUAAUAGUAUGUCACACCGCUCAUCCACACGUCAUGCCAAAUGGAGACGUUUACAAUCUAGGAUUGAGCAAAACAAAUGGUCUGAAACACGUAGUUGUUAAGUUUACAUACAGCGAUAAAGGAGAUAUGUUUGAAUCAGCGGAAAUAGUUGGCAGCAUGACACCUAGAUGGAAACUACAUCCAGCAUAUAUGCAUUCAUUUGGCAUAACGGAAAACUUCUUCGUGAUAAUUGAACACCCUUUAUCGUUGUCUUUGUUGGGUAUGGCUCGGAGACUACUUAUCACUGCCCCGUUUUCCUCCGUUCUGCAUAGCUAUCCAGAUGAAGAAACACAAAUAGUUCUUAUUAACAGAAUGACCGGUGAAGAGACAAGAUACACUGCAGAUACCAUAUUUUAUAUGCACAUCAUCAAUUGCUUUGAACUAGAUGGAAAAGUUAUUAUUGAUUUGUGCAGUUACAAAGACGGAAAAAUCAUUGAAUCUAUGUAUACUAAAGCGAUAAAAUCAAUGCAAUCUAAUCCGGAGUAUGGUCAAUGGUGUGAGUGUCGUCCAAAACGUAUCACAAUACCUUUGGACGCAGCCGACAGCAAGGUAGAAGUUAAGUUGAUUGCAGAUAUUGGAUGCGAAGCUCCAAGAAUCAAUUACGAUGCUUAUAAUGCUAAACCGUACAGAUAUUUCUAUGGUAUCGGUUCCGACAUUGAUAAAAACGGCUCGGGCAAUCUAGUGAAAGUAGAUACGAAAACCGGUGAAUAUAAAAUAUGGUUGGAAGAAGACACGUAUCCAAGUGAACCGAUAUUCGUGCCUCGGCCGGGGGCUGUGGAUGAGGACGAUGGUGUACUCUUAAGUUCACUUGUAUGGGGAAGUGAUGAUCACGCAGUUGCCUUACUAAUUCUGGAUGCUCGGGAUUUAAAAGAAAUCGCACGUGUUUGCUUCAAGACCCCUUCACAGGCAACCAGUUUGACCAUGUGCAGUGUCUCAGACGGGUUGAUAUUCGGUCAGAUGUCUGGUAUGAUAGAUGCUCUGAGUAAAGAAGACAACGAUGUACCACUCACACAAGAUGAUAUUUCAUGGAUAGGUAUAUAUUGUUGUUUGAUAUUAUCGGCUAAAAAUUUAUCAAGUUAUAGCUAA
Danaus chrysippus (African queen) is the source of this 1644-nucleotide messenger RNA. NCBI's taxonomy places the organism in Eukaryota, Metazoa, Arthropoda, Insecta, Lepidoptera, Nymphalidae. The record is from the annotation of a GenBank genome assembly.